CUCUCUUCCAACCGUCCGAGCUUCCCCCAUUCUUACUGAUCAUACCGGUGGGAGGAUCACUGCCAUGCCCAGUGUGUCAGUGCCAGUCCCAGUGCCCACCUAUUCCACUCGUACUAAAUGAUCGUCAUCGUCAGCUCCUGUCUCUUCUUCCUCCCCCGCCAUGUUUCUUGACUCCUCGAGUCUCCAUCCAUCGGUCUCAGCGUGAAUGUCUCAUCCCAUCCCUUGAACCUCCAAAUCACCCACCAUGCCACGUCCUGCCCGCUAUGAUUUCCAGACCCGCCCCGUGGCCCAUCCCGAGGCCAUCGUCGCUGGCGACAAAUACCGCUUCACCAUCCUGACCGAUGGCCUCCUCCGCUUCGAGUGGGCCGAGGACGGGCGCUUCGAAGACAGAGCGUCCACCUUCGCCAUCAACCGCAAAUUGGCCGUCCCAGACUUCUACGUCUGGGACCGCGGCCAUGGCAUCGAGAUCGUGACGAAGCGCUUCCACGUCCUCUACAACAAGAAGAAAUUCAGUUCAGAGGGCUUCCACAUCAAUUUGAAGGGCGCCGUGGCUGGAAAGUGGUCGUACGGCCAGCAGGUGUCCAACCUGGGCGGCACCACCCGUACCCUGGACACCAUCGACGGCAGGUGCAGAGUCGAGAACGGUAUCCUGUCGAGAGACGGUUUCGCCGUCCUCGAUGACAGCAACACCAUGAUGUUCGAGAGCAAUGGCUGGAUCGGCCCCCGCAGGUCUGGAGAGCGAUCCGACCAGUACAUCUUCCUCUACGGACACGACUACCGCGACGCAUUGAGGGCGUACUACGCUGUCUCUGGCAGCCAGCCUUUGCUUCCGCGUUUCGCUCUGGGUAACUGGUGGAGUCGCUACCAUAGGUUUGAUAGAGAGGAGUAUCUCAAGCUUAUGGACCACUUUGAUCGCGACGACGUUCCCUUGAACGUUGCCACCAUUGACAUGGAUUGGCAUUUGGUCAAUAUUCCCGGCGAAUAUGGUAGUGGUUGGACGGGGUAUACCUGGAACAAGGACCUGUUCCCGAACCCAGAGUCUUUCCUUGAGGAGCUUCGCGACCGUGAUUUGAAGGUAACCCUUAACGUCCAUCCUGCGGACGGAAUUCGAGCAUUCGAAGAUCAGUAUGAAAAGGUUGCGAAGUAUCUCAAGAUCAAUCCCAAGACGAAGGCCCCUAUCAACUUCGAUUGCACAAGUAAGGAGUUCAUGGAUGCAUACUUCGACAUUGUGCACCACGAGCAUGAGGCCCAGGGUGUCGACUUCUGGUGGAUCGACUGGCAGCAGGGCGACAAAUCCCGCAUCCCCGGCGUUGACCCGCUGUGGGUGCUGAACCAUUUCCACUUCCUUGAUAUUGGCCGCGGUUCUCAACGCCCGUUGAUUCUUUCUCGUUUUGGCGGCCCAGGUUCCCAGCGCUAUCAGAUUGGCUUUUCUGGAGAUACCCACAUGACCUGGGAUUCGUUGCAUUUCCAGCCGGAGUUCACUGCGACGUCAUCUAACAUUGGAUAUGGAUGGUGGAGUCACGACAUUGGUGGUCACAUGCACGGCUUCAAGGACGAUGAAUUGACUGCUCGUUGGGUGCAACUCGGUUGUUUCUCUCCUAUCCUUCGUCUGCAUUCCUCGAACAACAUCUUCAACACCCGCGAGCCCUGGACAUUCGGCCCUGAAGCCUGCAAAGUUAUGGAGGACACUCUUCGACUCCGCCACAGACUUAUCCCGUACUUGUACACCAUGAACGCUCGCAGUGCAUCGUUCGACGAACCAUUGAUCGUGCCCAUGUACUGGGAUUACCCAGAAGUAGACGAGGCAUACAAAGUCAACAACCAGUUCCGCUUCGGCAGCGAGCUGAUCGUCGCACCUAUUACACAGCGUCGGUCAGGCUCUACUCACCUCGGCUCAGUCAAGGGAUGGUUGCCAAACCAACGCUUCGUAGAUAUCUUCACCGGUACCGUAUAUGAUGGUGAUCGUGAGCUGACAUUCCACCGCAAGCUCAGUGGAUAUCCAGUUCUCGCACCAGAAGGUGCCAUCGUCCCGCUCGAUGCUGCCUACCGCUGCAAGAACGGUUCUCCGAACCCAGAAGCCUUUGAGGUACUUGUUGUCGUUGGUGCAGAUGGCUCCUUCAACCUAGUUGAGGACAACGGCACUGGCACUCACGUUGACGAGAGCGACUUCUGCAUGAUCGAUGCCGACGGUCACGAAUCCGCAUCUGACAACGUCCGCUUCAUCUACACUCCCAUCACCUACAAGCAAAACACCGGAACCAUCAAGAUCGGACCAACCUCCACAUCGGACCCCUCGAUCCCCAAAUCCCGCGACUGGAAGAUCCGCCUCAUCUCGCACACGCCGCAGAACCACGCCGAGAUCCGCUGCGUCAUGACCUCGUCCAAGAAAGCCAAGCCCAUCAACUACACCGCCAAAGCCGUCGAGAACGGCACAAUGAUCACCCUCGGCUCCGUCCCCACCGACCAGACCUGCAUCAUCGAGCUCAGCUCCUCCCCACAACUCGACGUGCUCGACCCCAAGAAACCGAUCUGGCCCAUCCUUUGGGACACCGACAUGAUGUACGACCGCAAGUGGGACGCAUGGGGCGUCAUCGAGUCUGGACAGCCUCUGAGCACCAAGGUCGGCAGGCUGCAGAACAUGGGGCUUGGAGACGAUCUCUUGGGCGCUAUCCUUGAACAUUUGCUUGCGGAUUCGAGAUAUGGAAGUUCGUGAACGACAACGUCUUCGGAGGGAGAAUGGGGACGGUGCCGUUUUGCGCUUAUGUGACCAAUGAUAUGAAUGGCAGAUAGAUCGCAUGUGGGCUUAUUUCACAGCAUUUUGUAUGUACGCGACUACUUUUGCAUUCGCAUGAUGUGACGUUUGGAGAGUGGAUGUUGGUAGAUAUACGACUUGAGCGUUUCGGAGUAUCGUUACUGUACUUGGGUAGUUACCUUUGAUGAAAGUCAUUCGUUACUAGCAAUCUACACGAUUCAUA
Messenger RNA from Aaosphaeria arxii CBS 175.79, 2975 nucleotides. Its product is annotated as glycoside hydrolase family 31 protein. Gene Ontology annotation, biological process: N-glycan processing; carbohydrate metabolic process. The transcript has a single exon. Gene Ontology annotation, molecular function: alpha-glucosidase activity. The record is from RefSeq and is a predicted model, not a curated record. The coding region runs from base 245 to 2713 and encodes 822 amino acids. Lineage: Eukaryota; Fungi; Ascomycota; Dothideomycetes; Pleosporales.